This is a messenger RNA of Zalophus californianus (California sea lion), 1418 nucleotides long. RefSeq names its product acyl-coenzyme A synthetase ACSM2A, mitochondrial-like. Lineage: Eukaryota; Metazoa; Chordata; Mammalia; Carnivora; Otariidae. The record is from RefSeq and is a predicted model, not a curated record. Gene Ontology annotation, cellular component: mitochondrial matrix. Gene Ontology annotation, biological process: acyl-CoA metabolic process; fatty acid biosynthetic process. Gene Ontology annotation, molecular function: fatty acid ligase activity; fatty-acyl-CoA synthase activity.
UGUCUGCUUAGGAGGAGGGUGGACCAAGAGAUCCUCACAGAAACUUCCCAAAGGACUUGGCAGGUCUGGCCAUGCACUGGCUGUGGAAACUCCAGCAGGUUUGCAUCCAAUGGGGGACCCAGAUGUCUGGUCGCACUGUCCACCUUCAUACCAAGCAACUGGCAUCCCUGCAGUGGGGUCACCAGGAGGUCCCUGCCAAAUUUAACUUUGCUAGUGAUGUGAUAGAUCACUGGGCUGGCAUGGAGAAGGCUGGCAGGCAACCUCCAGGCCCAGCCCUGUGGUGGGUGAGUGGUGAUGGGGAUGAAAUAGUGUGGAACUUCAGCCAACUGAGGGAACUCAGCCAUCAGGCAGCCAGUGUCCUUUCGGGGGCAUGCAGCCUGCAGCCUGGGGACCGUGUGGUGGUGGUGCUGCCCCGAGUACCUGAGUGGUGGCUGGUGACCCUGGGCUGCAUGCAAGCAGGCCUCGUCUUCAUGCCUGGGACUAUCCAAAUGAAAGCCAAGGACAUUCUCUAUAGGCUGCAGGUGUCUAAAGCCAGGGCCAUCGUGGCUGGGGAUGAAGUGGCCCAGGUAGUGGACACCGUGGCCUCUGCCUGCCCUUCUCUGAAAAUAAAGCUACUGGUAUCUGAGAAAAGCCGGGAUGGGUGGCUGGACUUUAAGACACUACUACGAGAAGCAUCUACCACUCAUUGCUGUGUAGAAACUGGAAGCCAAGAAGCAGCUGCCAUUUACUUCACCAGUGGGACUAGUGGCCUUCCUAAGAUGGUGGAACACUCCCACUCAAGCCUGGGCAUCAAGGCCAAGAUGGAUGCUGGCAUAUGGACAGACCUGCAAGCCUCUGACAUAAUAUGGACCAUAUCAGACACAGCUUGGAUAGUGAACAUCUUGACUUCAUUUCUGGAACCUUGGACAGCAGGAGCAUGCACAUUUAUCCAUCUCUUGCCAAAGUUUGACCCAGUAGUCAUUCUAAAGGACAAUCUUGAGAAGACAGCAGCCAACAUUCGAGGAGAUUUUUGGAUCCUUGGAGAUCGGCUCAAGGAUCAAGAUGGCUAUUUCCAGUACCUAGGGCGGGCAGAUGACAUCAUUAACUCCAGCGGGUACCGGAUUGGGCCUUCAGAGGUGGAGAAUGCACUGAUGGAACAUCCUGCUGUGGUUGAGACAGCUGUAAUCAGCAGCCCAGACCCUGUCCGAGGAGAGGUGGUGAAGGCAUUUGUGGUCCUGGCCCCCCAGUUUCUGUCCAAUGACCCAGACCAGCUCACCAAGGAGCUGCAGCAGCAUGUGAAGUCAGUAACAGCCCCAUACAAGUACCCAAGGAAGGUGCAGUUUGUCUCAGAACUGCCCAAGACUGUCACGGGGAAAAUCCAGCGGAAGAAGCUUCGAGACAAGGAGUGGAAGACAUCUAGGCAAGGUGUGGCCCAGUGA